This is a messenger RNA of Dracunculus medinensis (Guinea worm), 576 nucleotides long. The record is from the annotation of a GenBank genome assembly. Lineage: Eukaryota; Metazoa; Nematoda; Chromadorea; Rhabditida; Dracunculidae.
AUGCAAACAAUUAAAUGUGUUGUUGUUGGUGAUGGUGCUGUUGGUAAAACGUGUCUUCUUAUAUCAUAUACAACAAAUAAAUUUCCUAGUGAAUAUGUGCCUACUGUUUUCGACAAUUAUGCAGUGACUGUAAUGAUUGGAGGUGAACCAUAUACUCUUGGUUUAUUUGAUACUGCUGGACAAGAGGACUAUGAUAGGUUACGUCCAUUGUCCUAUCCUCAAACUGAUGUGUUUCUUGUCUGUUUCUCAGUAGUUGCUCCAGCGUCAUUUGAAAAUGUUAAAGAAAAAUGGGUGCCAGAGAUUGCGCAUCACUGCUCGAAAACGCCUUUUCUCCUAGUUGGCACACAAAUUGAUUUAAGGGACGAUCCAUCAUAUAUCGAAAAAUUGGCGAAAAAUAAACAAAGACCAAUAUCAUUUGAUGUAGGCGAAAAAUUGGCCAAGGAGCUUAAAGCAGUAAAAUAUGUUGAAUGUUCAGCAUUGACUCAGAAAGGAUUGAAAAAUGUUUUUGAUGAAGCUAUAUUGGCCGCAUUAGAGCCACCAACUCAAGAAAAGAAAAAAAAGUGCACCUUACUUUGA